GAGACUACUCGCCGACAUUAGAGAAUUCAACUGCACACCAUCGUUCUUUAGUAGCUUUAUCCUUGCUGGCCUUUGCCAAUAGAUUUACAAGUGUAAAGAUGGCAUUGAAUUGAGGCUAGUGUUCAUCAAUAUCGUCAGCACCGGAGGACAUCAAACGAUAGAGGCGUCUAUGAAUAAUGAUGAACAUACACACAAUCGUUUGCCAUAGUAGCAAGCGAAAGCUCUUAGGGUUUGGGAGAACCAACAGUGAAAGAGCCAGUCUGCUCGUAUCGUCCGGUCUGGUCGGUCGACACAGUGUGAGCCGCGCGCUUGAACAGAAUGACCAGAGUUCGACCGGUUCCUAUCUCGCAUCCUGUGCUGCAGUGCCGACUCUUAGUUUGGAAAGCGCAUUUCGAGAUUCAUGUCACAUUAUCUAAGUGCUUGAAGUUUCUCAGCUUUGAUCGAUAUAUCUGUGAUACCUCCGAGGUGCUGGCACGAACCGGUCUCGUCAGAAUUUGAGAGUCAAUUUUGAUGAUGAGUGAAGUUGGAGCCUAGCGUUUCACUGGCGAUUUUUCUUGUACAGCCGAAAGAACCAUUUGAGGUCAACCCAUAUGGUCGGUAGCAAAGGAUGCUUUCGCUUUGACUGAGGGCAGUAUAAGACCACAUUGGACCUCAACUCUCACGUCAAACCUUUGUACAAUGUAGUCAAUUCUGACCCCGACUUUACAACGCCAAUGUUUUAAUUGCAGAACCCUAGUGUAUCAUGCUAAAACCACAUCAUAGAUGGGAAUGCUGACUUCCAGUACCAUUUUUGAGCCCCAUAUACAUUAUACCGGAGAAGCCGACCGAAACAAUUUCAUGAAGCUUUUCAAAAGGAUUAUACCUUGACUUUAAUGCGGCCGUAGGGUCAGUGAGCCCUUGGGGUAAUCAUUGCGCCACCAGGAUCAACGGGGAUAGACUUGUAAUCUGAAUGUAAACAGGUCUCUGAGCCUAACUGGAGAACGAAUGCACAAGAACCGCGGAGCCCAAUUCAAAGGUCUUGUUGGAAAAACCUGUGUCCAUUAUAAUCAUCUAGCACUAGAUAUUUUCAACAUGCCGUCGCAUCAUGAUGACGAGGAUGUUCAUCACUCAGAGAAGGUGGGCACCGCCGAGCAGCAAAGAAAUGCUACCAGAACUUAUACUUACAAGAGCUAUUGGCGAGGUGGUAAGGAUAAUGAAAGCAAGAUUUACAUUCAAGUUCGAAAUAUCUCCUGGAGCUCAAUGAAAGCGUCUUUAGUUAAGGAGUUGAUCGGGGUCAUUUAUGAUGAAGAUGAAGCACGGCCGGAAGCCGACAAGGAAAAAUGGUUCAGUCAUGAAAAUACGAGCCUUACCAUCAAGUGGACAGUGGAUCAGAGAAAUAAUAUAGCACAACUCUAUACAUACGAUGUCGACGGAGAAAGGCGACCGAAAGGUCGUGACCAUCCACGAGGAACAUGGAUGCAAUAUAACACUUUGCUCGGCUCUGGAUAUGUUUUUAACAAAACGAGUAAUUCAAAUGCUCGAGAAGGCAUUCUGAAUAAGGCGAGAGAGCUAUUUGUACACAAAAGGCCUAAUUCCAAGACUAUGGAGGGAGACUGGACGUAUGUUGAAGAAAAUGGAAAAUACAAGCUUGAUGAACGUAAAAAUCUCGAUGAUUGGGCUAAAACUAAAGUCGAAAAUGAUCUGCCUUGGGCUGCUAGAACUGAGAUAAUCAAGACAAUCAAGAGUGGUUUUACUUUACCAUAUAAAUUCAGAAACUGCAACUUUCAGGUCUUCAACGACUGCAAAGUAAACUUGGAUGAGGUGACCUUGGGUAAAUUGUUUCGCGACUAUUUCUCAUUCAGACAGAUUGGCCCCCAGGAAAAAAAAUGGGCCUACUGGCGAAUGACAGAAGAAAAAAGUAGUACUGGAAGGACCUACUUUUCCAUUUCAAAAUAUCAUCCUAGCGGUAAGAUAAUGCCGUACCACACGUCGAGCAACAAGAAAGUUUUGAUUCUCAACAAUACCACUAACCAAAGUUACCAAGAGGUACAAGGGAAACUUGAGACUACCAGUAAGUUUCAAAGGAAUGCACAAAACGAAAGUCACUGGAAACUUGGUUGGCGCGAGGAGGAAGGAGCUGAAAAGGGUCACCUUACCGUUGAGAAAAUCAGUAAUGAUGAAUCAAAGGAACAAGAACGCUCCCGAUCCCGCUCCCGUUCUCACUCCCAAUUCCACUCCCGCCACAAGAGACCGGAGAGCGAGAGCGGCAAUGGAAGUUCAAGUAGCACUGUUAGCGACGGUAAUUCAAAAGUGGGGAAGAUUCGCUCGCAAAAACCAAUUCCAAGUCCUUUGUUUGGCUACACACAUUCCCUUGCUGAAAGCCCACAUUCGACGAAGAUUUGGAGUGGUAGACCUGAAUCAAAUAAUUCUUCAUUGAUAGGUAUCCACGGAAUUAAUCAAAUUGUUGAAUACUACGGACAUGAGCUAAUAAAUGAUACAUCGUUGAGUCUAUGGUGGGAUGAAAUAGCCGAUAUUUUACUCUCAGAAAAUAUCAUCAUACCUAUCAGCGCGAAAGAACCGAAGAAGCAAGGCACACUCACCGAGCAAGACGGAAAUUUAGUGAUUGAAAUCGACCCUUACUCAAGUAACACCGGAGCGGGUGUGAAAUCUUUUGUAUCAAGCUUGUCCAAUCUAUGUGAUGCGCCUCUUGGAACUCCAAAAGACUCAUGUACCCAUAAAAGAUGCAGGAUCAAGACUUAUCUGCUUCCCAAAUCUAGAGACAGUGGUCUUCGUCGUUACUAUCCCUCGGUAUCCAUUCGUAAUAGGCUUAGCGAUAAAGUGGCAUAUAUAAGUAUCCUACGCGGACUACGCGAAUUAGUAAACAAACUAGGUAGCCAAGUCUUCUUGGCCCAAAACAAAGGUGAGAUAUGGGAACUCGUAGAGAAAAGUGAUGGAAACUAUCUCUCAAAACCGAACUCCACACCACUCCGUAUAACAAUAGUUCCACUUGCAAAGAAACGAAAAGACACUUCAUCAAAAACUGUAUAUCACUCUUCCUACGAAUCACAAAGAGAUAUAAUUUCCAGAUCUCACUCUACUCACAGUCGUGCUAGCAGUAACCAACCUCGCACUGCUAGAAGUCUCGCACUCUCAGAAUACGAGAGAUAUACCGAUAGACACCCAGACUCCAUCCGCAGUCGCAAACAUGAGUCUCGCUCCUUAGACUCUCGCUCCGGCGCCGAAUCAAGUGCCGGGAAUCAAUUUAUCUCCUUUGCUCAACUUCCACCCGCCGAUGGUAGGACUUCAACCUCGAGUAUGCAUCCACACCCGCACCCACAAACAGCAGCGCCAAAAAAGAAAAGUUUGAAAACGGGAAUUAUGGACAUGGCCAUACGUCUCAGGAAAGAGCAAAGAGGAAGAACACGCAAGAGAAAGCACGCGAGGGAGGAGAAGUGGCUCAAGGGAAGGGAGGAGAAGAAAAAGCGGGAAGAUGAAAGGCUGGAAGAGAAAAGGAUGAAGGACAAAAGGCGAGAAGAGGAAGAUUGGGAAAGGGAAAGGGAAAGGGAAAGGGAAAGGGAAAGGGAAAGGGAAAGGGAAAGGGAAAGGAGAAAGGGGGGAAAUAGAGUAUAUUCUUAUCAUGAGGAAUGGAAUGGCCCGCGUGGGAGACAUAUUAACCUGAGAUUUUCGGGCUCCAUUGGUUAAGAGGUUCAUAGCGGUUUUGGUAGGGGAGGGGGUAGAAAAAAGAGGGAAAGGAAUAUGUGGGUAUUGUUACGAGGGUUUCUUUUUUUUUGCUUUCCUUACUUUUGUUUUUGUCA
Botrytis cinerea B05.10 is the source of this 3794-nucleotide messenger RNA. RefSeq lists its product as hypothetical. The transcript is spliced from 10 exons. The coding region runs from base 985 to 3681 and encodes 898 amino acids. The record is from RefSeq and is a predicted model, not a curated record. Lineage: Eukaryota; Fungi; Ascomycota; Leotiomycetes; Helotiales; Sclerotiniaceae.